Molecule: messenger RNA, 1207 nt
Organism: Teleopsis dalmanni
Lineage: Eukaryota; Metazoa; Arthropoda; Insecta; Diptera; Diopsidae
Gene: RfC38
Product: replication factor C subunit 3
Exons: 2
Coding region: 137-1207 (356 amino acids)
Biological process (GO): DNA-templated DNA replication; DNA repair
Cellular component (GO): nucleus; DNA replication factor C complex
Molecular function (GO): ATP hydrolysis activity; DNA binding; DNA clamp loader activity
Source: RefSeq, a predicted model, not a curated record
ACAUAUGAUGACAGAAAAAAAAUCAUAAACCGCGGGAAAUCUGUUAAACAGUGCAAAUUGUUAAAUGUUAUAUUGAGGUCUUUCAUAUAAAUGCAAAUAAAUUUAUUUAUUAAUUUCAAAAAGUACUAUAGUUAAAAUGGCUUUAUGGGUGGAUAAACAUCGGCCACGCGAACUAUCUAAAGUUGACUACCAUCAAGAACAAGCUGAAAAUUUAAAGAAUUUAUGCCAACAAAGUGAUUUUCCCCAUUUAAUGUUUUAUGGGCCUUCCGGAGCAGGAAAAAAAACUCGCAUAAUGUGCUUGCUAAGAGAAUUGUACGGAGCCGGUGUAGAGCGUUUACGAAAUGAAACAAUGACUUUUACAACACCAUCGAACCGCAAAAUUGAAAUAAUGACUGUUGGUAGUAACUAUCAUUUAGAAGUUAACCCAUCCGAUGCUGGAAUAUACGAUCGUGUCGUAGUCAUUGAUCUUAUUAAGCAAGUAGCGCAAACUCAACAAAUUGAUGUAAACGGUCAACGUGAUUUUAAAGUCAUAGUGCUGUCAGAAGUAGAUGAACUAACCAAAGACGCCCAACAUGCGCUACGUCGUACAAUGGAAAAAUAUGUUGCUACAUGUCGCAUAAUACUUUCUGUUAACUCAACGUCACGUGUUAUACCUGCUAUACGUUCACGUUGCUUGGGCAUAAGAGUAGCAGCCCCAACAGUUGAUGAAAUGUAUAUAGUAUUGCAAGCAACAUGCAAACGCGAAAACCUACAAUUGCCACGAGAGUUAGCAAUGCGAAUAAUUGAGAAAUCAGAUCGUAAUCUUCGCAGAGCUAUUCUUAAUCUUGAAGCUUGUAAAGUCCAACAAUAUCCAUUUACAUCAAACCAAGAUAUUAUAGAACUCGAUUGGCAACUAUUCUUACGUGAAACAGCUAAUCAGAUAAUUCAAGAACAAACUCCAGCUAAGCUGGAAAAAAUUCGAGAAAGGUUGUAUGAAUUGUUGGCUCAAGGUGUGCCACCAGAUAUAAUAUUUAAGUCACUGGUACAGCAGUUAGUUGGUAAUUGCGAUAUGACACUUAAAGCAAAAACAUUGGAAGUUGCAUCUAUGUAUGAACAUCGAAUGCAAAACGGUUCGAAACAUAUUUUUCAUCUUGAAGCAUUUGUAGCACAAUUUAUGAGUAUUUAUAAAAAGUUUAUAGAUGAUUCAAUGAUGAUGGAUGAUUUUUAA